This is a messenger RNA of Anolis carolinensis (green anole), 2456 nucleotides long. RefSeq names its product nudE neurodevelopment protein 1 like 1 (gene ndel1). The coding region runs from base 169 to 1212 and encodes 347 amino acids. Gene Ontology annotation, cellular component: kinesin complex; kinetochore; centrosome. The record is from RefSeq and is a predicted model, not a curated record. The transcript has 10 exons. Lineage: Eukaryota; Metazoa; Chordata; Lepidosauria; Squamata; Anolidae. Gene Ontology annotation, biological process: cell migration; chromosome segregation; regulation of neuron projection development. Gene Ontology annotation, molecular function: microtubule binding.
GCUUUUCUAGUGCCGGGCCUUGCCUCCCUCUGUGACGUAUCACUGACGACAGCUGCCCCGGAUGAGGCUGGGCUCGGAGUGUGUCAGCGACUGUGAGGGAUGCGGUGGCGGCGGCAGUAGCAGGAGGAGCAGCACGUUCCGCGAGAGAGACAGCGGGUGAUACUGAUCAUGGACAGUGAGGAAAUUCCAAAGUUUUUAAGUCCAGAGGAAGAAACUGCAUACUGGAAGAAUUUGUCUUUGAAAUAUAAACAAAGUUUUCAAGAGGCCCGUGAAGAGCUGGCAGAAUUUCAGGAGGGCAGCAGAGAACUUGAAGCAGAGUUGGAGACUCAGUUGGUACAAGCUGAACAGAGGAAUCGGGAUUUGCAAGCAGAUAACCAAAGAUUGAAGCAGGAAGUGGAAACUUUAAAGGAAAAGCUUGAGCACCAAUAUGCACAAAAUUACAAGCAAGUAUCGUUGUUAGAAGAUGACUUAAGCCAGACUCGUACAAUCAAAGAUCAGCUGAACAAAUAUGUGAGAGAAUUAGAGCAAGCCAAUGAUGACCUUGAACGUGCUAAGAGGGCCACAAUAGUUUCUUUGGAAGACUUUGAACAAAGGCUAAAUCAGGCGAUAGAAAGAAAUGCCUUUUUGGAAAGUGAACUGGAUGAUAAGGAAUCUCUGCUGGUUUCUGUACAAAGGCUAAAGGACGAAGCAAGAGAUUUAAGGCAAGAACUAGCUGUACGGGAAAGACAGCAUGAAGUAACAAGGAAGUCAGCUCCUAGUUCUCCAACCCUGGACUGUGAGACGAUGGAUUCAGCUGUCCAAGCAUCACUCUCUUUGCCAUCAACACCUGUUGGGAAAGUCUGCGAGAAUAGCUUUCCGUCUCCAAAAGGAAUUCCCAAUGGCUUUGGUACUGGCCCCCUUCCUCCAUCUGCCAGGAUAUCUGCUCUGAACAUUGUGGGUGAUCUCCUGAGAAGAGUGGGGGCUUUGGAAUCCAGAUUAGCUGCUUGUAGAAAGUUUGCGAAGGACCAGGCAUCGCGGAAGUCUUACGUUUCAGGGAACAUAAAUAGCAGCAUGAUCAACAGCAAUGGCAUGAAAUUCUGUCAUCCGGGACACACAACGUUCUACGACAAAGCCCCCUGUAGUCUUCUCCCUGCCCCCAAUUGUCGUUGGAUCCUGAAGCAGCCACGUAUGCUUGUGAGCCCGAUCCAAUCUGCCGCUGCCGCUGCCUUGUGAACAGCCUGUAGUUGGGUGGUGGGACUGACUGAGGGCAGUCAACGGCUUUGAUCAAGGCCCACCACCAGGUCUAGGAGGAUCAAGGCCAUCGUCAGCACCAGGCAUGCUCCCUCUGAGUGUAUGAAUGUGUUGCAAGGCCAGAGCGGUACUUAAGAUUAAUUCUUGAAAGAACAGAAGAGCUGCUUGCAAUACCUUUCUGUUAAAGACCCCCCUGCUGGAGCUGAAUGGAUCUUGCCGCACCCAGAGGCUGCCUGGAGAACCCAGAACACACAGAGUACUCCUCCUGUCAAUACAGUCUAUUUUCUUCUAUUUCCAUCAUGGACGUUCUUUAACGUGGUCACCGCUGAUGUCUGUUUCACAGGAUGGUGGAGUUGCACUUGCCCAAUCACCUUCCUUCUCGGUUCCCCACUUCCACUCCACCAUUUUGUACUCUGGCUAACUUAGGCCUGCUUUCGUGCUGAAUGACUCCUUAGUAAUGUCCCCACCUCUUUACUCUCUCUCCCCCAAACUGAAACCUACACUUAGGCACACAAGAUUGUUGUGCUUUUCUAAGUAAAUUCAUGUUCAGGGGACUGCAGGGAAACUCCAAAGCCUAUGGUAAGCUAACGGACUUGGGAUGCAGAAUGAAUCUGUAUGGACCCUUCCAUCCACCUGAUGAAACUGAGAGAUGUCUUGGUACUAGACGCAGUACCUCUGCUAAAAAUGUGGGAAUUGGGCUAUGAAGAUGUGGCAUCUUCUCUGUGGAGCACAAGUAAUUUAUGUGUUGUACGGUUAGUAUCUGUUCACCAAAGCUGAUUUGUUUUUAAAAUGGAGAAACGCCCACUAGAUCAGCAAUUUUUUUCUGGUCAGCUUCAUCCAUGUAGCUGGCUUUACACAUUUUAUUUCAGGAAAUCUGUGGUGUGGGUCUCUAUCUGCUUAAUGAGCAUUGCUCAAGAGCAAAGGAAGGAAAAAGGAAUCAAAGCCAAGGCAAAGGCAAGUUGCCACUCACAGCUUGGAUUUUGUCAACCUUUUUCUGUUAUGUCCUUUGCUGCAUUGACUGUUUACAUUUGUUUUACUGUACAUAGAUUUCUAAACAUAAUAUCUUUGCCUAAGAUACUUGUAUAUAACUUGGGCUUUGUAACUUUAUUUAUUCAGAAUCUCUGAGGCAUGUUUUCCCUAGGACAGUGUGUCAGAUUUCUGUGGUGACUGCCAUCCUGUGGUUUAACAAGCGAGAUGGUCCAAGAAUAAAAAUCUUUUAACGUGUA